AUCCAUACUCUGAUUAUGAGUCAGUUACCAGACAUAAGCGAAACAAUAACAGUUGGUGGCGACUUUUGCGUCCCAAUCAUCCGCAGCGCGACUGUAUUCAUCGCGUCUUCGUUUGAUUUUUUAUUUUUUUAUUUCACCUAUUUGGCGCAUCAAGAUCCGCGAGCGCGUCGGAGGGUUUCGUAAACGCAGCCCAACGCGCUCCACUUUUAAUCAGAUUAGAAACCUUUAAUGUUUCUUCUUCUCCAGUAGCGGUGCAGGAGUGGCCACAGCCAAAAGCAGCGAUUCAGAUCAGAUUUCACCUAAAAGCAGCUGGGAGAGAGACCCGAGAAAGAGCAGGGGGAACAGCGAGAGAGCGGGCUUGUCAUUUUAGUCUCCCUCCUCCCAAAUCCAGAAAAGCUUACCAAGGAGGAAAAAAGGAGAAGUGUCUGGGGCUCAGAUACACGGGAAGAAUCCAGAGGAAUUUCCGAGGAUAUUUUCUCUUCUUUUUCUUCUUCUUCAUCCCAUUUUUUCUACCUCCCCCUUUUUUUGAGAUCAGAAUUUGAAAAAAAUAAAAAAUAAAAAUAAAAGUUGGAGGGGAGGCAGCGAGGACCGUGGUCGAGGAUGGACGAGCAGCCUCGGUUGAUGCACUCCCACGGGGUAGGCAUGGCCGGACACCCCGGCCUGGCGCAGCAUAUGCAGGAUGGCACGGCGGGGACGGACGGGGAGGGACGGAAGCAGGACAUCGGAGACAUUUUACAACAAAUAAUGACCAUCACAGACCAAAGCUUAGACGAAGCGCAGGCGAGGAAACAUGCACUCAACUGCCACAGAAUGAAACCUGCCCUUUUCAACGUCUUGUGUGAGAUAAAGGAGAAAACAGUGCUCAGUAUCCGCGGCGCCCAGGAGGAGGAGCCUCCGGAUCCUCAGCUGAUGAGACUGGACAACAUGCUACUGGCAGAGGGCGUGGCUGGGCCGGAGAAAGGUGGCGGGUCGGCGGCAGCUGCAGCCGCCGCAGCGGCCACUGGUGGCGUUGGCGCCGACAACUCAGCAGAACACUCCGAUUACCGGGCCAAGCUGUCUCAGAUCCGACAGAUCUACCACACGGAGCUGGAGAAGUACGAACAGUGGAUACGAAAUCUGGGUAAAGACAAAGCUUCUAAUGAGGCGUGCAAUGAGUUCACCACCCAUGUGAUGAACCUGCUGAGGGAGCAGUCUCGAACACGACCCAUCUCGCCCAAAGAGAUUGAGCGCAUGGUCAGCAUCAUCCACCGCAAGUUCAGCUCCAUCCAGAUGCAGCUGAAGCAGAGCACUUGUGAGGCCGUCAUGAUCCUGCGCUCACGCUUUCUCGAUGCCAGACGGAAGAGAAGGAACUUCAACAAACAGGCAACGGAGAUCUUGAAUGAGUAUUUUUACUCUCAUCUCAGUAACCCUUAUCCAAGUGAGGAGGCCAAAGAAGAGCUGGCCAAGAAAUGUGGCAUCACGGUGUCCCAGGUAUCAAACUGGUUUGGGAAUAAAAGAAUCCGAUACAAGAAAAACAUCGGGAAGUUCCAGGAAGAGGCGAACAUGUAUGCAGCGAGGACCGCAGUCAACGCAACCAGCGUGUCGGCUCACGGCAGUCAAGCUAACUCCCCAUCAACCCCCAACUCAGCAGGUUCUGCUGGCUCUUUUAACAUGUCAAACUCCGGAGACUUGUUCAUGAGUGUGCAGUCCCUCAAUGGGGACUCGUACCAAGGGGGGCAGGUUGGGGCCAACAUACAAUCCCAGGUGGAUACCCUUCGCCAUGUUAUCAGCCAGACCGGAGGAUACAGUGACAGCCUUGCAGCCAGCCAGAUGUACAGUCCACAGGGCAUCAACGUAAGACCUACAAACGGCGGCUGGCAAGAUGCUCCUACUCCUUCGUCAGUGACAUCGCCCACAGAAGGACCUGGAAGUGUUCAUUCAGAUACUUCCAACUGAACACAUCCAUCUCUACACCUCAUCCACAACAGAAGAAGAAAACAAAACAACAAAAAAUGUAAAGAAACACAUGGACUGAUGUUGUUCUUCGCAGUAUUAAAACAAAGGAAUUCACUUUUCUAAGGUUUCCUGUGAAAUCCUAAUCUAAAAUUAAGAUAACGAUGUUUCUCAGCUUCUAACUUUGGACUUUUGGGAUACAAACGAGAAGUUUCACAAUAAAAUAAAAAACAUCAAUGCUGAAAGAGAGUUUGUACAGAUUUCACAUUAUAAUCAGAGGGCUGGGGUUUACUUAUCCACUCAUAGUUUUCACUCAAUAUGAUGAAAUAAGAUAAAGUAGAUAAAUAAAUUCAUUGGCUUACCUGAAAAUACUUCAUUCUACCUCUCAGCCACCAAGAAGAGUUGAAAAAAAAGAAAUAAGACAAGAAAAACUGUCAGUGAGCAUUUUUUGUUUUUGUAAAAAUGAAACUUUUUUGUCUUUGCAAGCAAGAGGCACAUUUCUUUACAUUUUGUUGUCUCUCACCUACUCUAUGGUACGCCAUUUUAGACUUAAAUAUUGCUCAGUUGUUUACAAUGUGUGCUCGAUUAAAGUAUGUCCAUCCUCCCCUUUCUGUCUCCGACGAGUCAAAACUGAGUUCUGUCAGGAGAUUUUUACCUCUAAGGUAACCCUGUGAAGUAUGUUAUCUGUAAAACAAUAAAAUAAAUACUUGUCAUCAAAUCAGACAAGCUUGACAUCCUUCAUUAAGGUGCCGGAGAUGUUGUAUCAUGGUGUUGCAGCAUAGUCUGACACAAAUACACCUGAUUUAUUGUCAUAAUUCUGCAAAUUAAAGUUUCUGUUCACUUGU
Nothobranchius furzeri (turquoise killifish) is the source of this 2777-nucleotide messenger RNA. RefSeq names its product pre-B-cell leukemia homeobox 1a (gene pbx1a). Gene Ontology annotation, biological process: embryonic organ development; animal organ morphogenesis; eye development. NCBI's taxonomy places the organism in Eukaryota, Metazoa, Chordata, Actinopteri, Cyprinodontiformes, Nothobranchiidae. Gene Ontology annotation, molecular function: DNA-binding transcription factor activity, RNA polymerase II-specific; RNA polymerase II cis-regulatory region sequence-specific DNA binding. Gene Ontology annotation, cellular component: nucleus. The record is from RefSeq and is a predicted model, not a curated record.